Molecule: messenger RNA, 1542 nt
Organism: Ilex paraguariensis (yerba mate)
Lineage: Eukaryota; Viridiplantae; Streptophyta; Magnoliopsida; Aquifoliales; Aquifoliaceae
Source: the annotation of a GenBank genome assembly
AUGGCUUUAGGAGCUUUUCAAUCGGUCAACGACGGCGUUUUGGAGCAACCCAGUUCAAGGGUGUGCAUAAACGAGACCCUUAGGGAAGACGAGCUUCGAACAGUUUUAGCAAAGCUAGAGAGCGAUAAGGACAAGGAAGUGUUUGGUUUGGUUUGCAAAAAAUGGCUUAAUUUGCAGAGUACUGAAAGAAAGAAGUUGUGUGCUCGCGCUGGGCCCCACAUGCUCAAGAAAAUGGCCGCCAGAUUCACUCGCCUUCAUGAGUUGGAUCUCUCUCAGUCAAUUUCCCGCUCUUUUUACCCUGGAGUCACUGAUUCGGAUCUUUCCGUUAUUGCCAGUGGCUUCUCUUGCUUGCGGGUCCUUAAUCUGCAGAAGUGCAAAGGCUGGAAUGUUAGUUUUGAUCUUGAGGUUCUUGCCAUUUGUGAAAGAUGGCUUGGAGCUUCUUUGAAGAAAGGUGGAUUGUUGUCAGGGCUUUUCUCCAUGAAAUUCAGGGCUAGUUCCUUUGUAUUUUGGGUGGAGGAGAUCAGUAUUAGCAGAGGUAGCUUUUUGAGGGUUUCUAUAAAGGCUAUGAAUAAAAUGCUUGCUUGUCUGAUGAUUCCUUGGGAUUUUGAAGCUGAUUGUAUAAUGGAAGCAAAUAAUAGGGCAUGUGGUGACGCCAAAAAUAGGGUAGUGUUGAUGCCAAAAACAAGAGGAAUUCCUAGUAAGAUAACAGGGUUGUGGUUGGUUUUUUGGCGAUUGGAGGAGAGCUAUUGUAUGUACCUGUUAGGCAUUGAAGGUGGUCCCCUUGAUGCAAACUCUGUUUGCAACAAAGUCUUGUUCUUGGAGGCUGGCUUACUAUUUAUGGGCUACCUCAUCACUUAUGCAAAAUGGAAGUGUCCAGAAGAUGGAGGAUUGCUGCUACUUCAUUUGUCUGGUAAGGUCUUUAAGGUGAAGGGCAGGGCUCUGGGAAGAUUGGACAGAGAUGGUCCUCGUGGUAGCAGUUGUCUGAUUGCAAAAGGCAGAACAAAACUCCUCCUAACCAUCGAGAGGUCAAAGACGAUGGGGGUGGGAAAAAAGGCUUUUGGGGCAGUUGGGCAUUGGCGGCAGUGUAAGGUCCACAGUGGUCUGCUUCUUGAAAUAUUUGUUCCAAUAAGCCCUACGGCUUCUAGGUUUCCUGAUAAGAAGCCCAUGAACUUUAUAAAGGGUGUCAUUUUUAAUAGGCUUAAGGAUUUUGUAUCUUUAAGGGAGAAGAUUGAUCUGAGGCGUGGGGGAGCAAUUAGUAGAUAUUUGCUAUGCAAUUUGGAGGCAGGAUUCUUGAAUCGAAUGUCUUCAAAACAAGAAGAUGCUCUCAAUGUGAUUGUUUUUGAAAGAAGUGAGAAUAUGGAUGAUAAUGAAGCUCUUCUCGUAAAGAAUGAUCUUCACUUUGGGUUUGAUGAUCUUAUAGAUAAUCUAGAAGGCAAAGAUUUGGAGAGCAUUAAUGGGGAUUCAAGAGGUGUUGAGUCAAUUUCUAGAGUUGGGGAGCUAUUUGAUGAGAAGGAGGUUAAAUCCAAUGCACAGAAGUUGUAA